AUUAAUUUACUUGCAAGCAAUUGCAAUGCCCCGAGCCCGCAGUCGAUUCCAGUUAAAGGGCCGUUGCAGUGCCUAAUUGGCGACGCUGGAGGGCGGAUUGGAAGCGAAUCAUUGCCGCUAACCUUCACUCUGUCCACUCAUUUGCUCCGCGUCCCGCGAUGAUCUUCCACGGAUUUCUAAAGGAGCUCACGCGCAUUCCACGACCCUCCCGACCGGCCGUCACACAACUGAGAAGGCUUUCUGGAGAGGAUGGAGGGAGACCUCUGGAUGGCAUCCGAGUCCUUGAUCUCAGCAGGGUGCUGGCCGGCCCCUUUGCCACCAUGAUCCUGGGCGACCUCGGGGCAGAGGUCAUCAAGGUGGAACGUCCAGGUCUGGGGGACGAGACGCGGAGGUGGGGGCCCCCGUUUGCCAACACGGAGAGCGUCUACUUCCUGAGCGUCAAUCGCAACAAGAAGAGCGUGGCCAUCAACCUGAAGCAUCCCAAGGGAGUGACGGUGGUCAAGGAGUUGGCGCGGGUGAGCGACGUGCUGGUGGAGAACUACGUUCCCGGGAAACUCUCCAAGCUGGGGCUGGGAUACGAGCAGCUGCGGGAGGACGCGCCUCGUCUGAUCUACUGUUCCAUAACAGGAUACGGGCAAACGGGACCGUACGUGCAGCGAGGUGGCAUCGAUACCGUGGCAGCAGCCGUGUCUGGAUUCCUACACAUAUCGGGGCCUGAGGGCGGCGACCCCGUGCGUCCCGGCGUGGCGAUGACCGACCUGGCGACGGGGCUGUUCGCUCACGGAUCCAUCAUGGCCGCCUUGCUGCAGAGGGCCCGCACUGGGAGGGGCCAGCACCUGGACUGUAACCUCCUCUCGUCCCAGGUCGCCUGCCUCUCCCACGUCGCCGCCAAUUUUCUCACGGCCGGAGCGGAGGCCACUCGCUGGGGCACUGCGCACAAGAGCAUCGUGCCCUACCAGGCUUUCAAAACACAAGACGGCUACCUGGUGAUCGGCGCCACCAACAACGACCACUUUGUUGCCACGUGCGAGUUCCGUAUGUCCCGCUGGGCAUCUCUGAAAAAAGAGCUUCAUAGCUCAUCGGAUUCCUGCAGUCUCAAUUACGAUUCCCACUUUAUUCCACGUGGACCGUUCGCGGUACGAAGCAACCCGAUUUCAACGCCCACCCCAGUUCGCGACUCACAGGUGAUGUCGCUGCCCGAGGUGGCGCGGGACGCGAGGUUCGCCACCAACGAGCUGCGCGUGCGGCACAGGAAGGAGCUCGUCGCCACGCUGGCUGACAGGUUCGCCGAGAAGACGACCGCGCAGUGGAUGGCGCUGUUUGAGGGCUGCCCCGUGCCCUACGGACCAAUCAACAGCAUGCGCCAGGUGUUCUCCGACCCCCAGGUUUUACACAAUGGGUUAAUUCAGCACAUGGAUCAUCCGACUGCCGGCCACAUAGCGGUGCCAGGGCCCCCCGUGCGGUACGGGGACCACGAGGAGGGGUACCCCGCGGUGCCGCCCCCGCUGCUGGGGGAACACACGGGGGAGGUGCUCACGCGGCUGCUGGGCUACAGCGACGCCGCCGUCGCCGAGCUGAGCCGCGACGGCGCCGUGUCCCUGUGAGGAGCCCCCCCACCCACCCCCCCACGUGGCCCGCCUUCGUCGUCGGCCAACGACCCGUCCACUGCUGGAAGCGAGCCCCCGACGUCCGCCCGUUGUCUCGCGAUGCGGCGGACCGCACGAUCCUCCGUCAACGCCACGAGCUCGCGUCGCGAGCCCCGUCAACGCCACGCCUGCUCAUGUUCUGGAUGAUGCUGUUGAUGGUGCCACCAUCAGUGCGAUGGUUGAGUCCCGAGGGAGGUGUUUAUUCAGCGAACCCCGUCAACGCCACGAGCUCGCGUCGCGUCUCGCUCCGGCGGUUGACCUCUCGCGCGUCGUGGAUUCACGAGGAGCUGUCCAUGAACGUUGCCGUUUUAUUCGCGUAAUGAUGUCGUUCUGGUGGUGGUGGUGGUGUUAAUGGCCGUGGCGCCGAUAGUUUAUCACAAUCAGAUGACAAAUCAAGAGUGACCUUAUGUAACCAGCAGGCUCGCAAUGACGAGCGCUGGGGAAUCACUUCACUGUAAAUUGAGAUAAUUGCCAGUGACAUCUCCCCUGGGCUCAGAGCACCUCUCAUCUCACCACCCCCCCCCUACCCGCUCGCCCACCGCACCGCCCCAGGGAGACAGAUCCGGCAAUGAUGACCAGUGAGCUCCCUCGGCGAGGCGGAGAGAGCGGCGACCGUCACUAAAUAAUGGCAAUGAAUAGCGACGUUUAUUGCGGUCGUUAUCCGGACCAUCCGUUGGUCGCGCUGGCUCGCGUCGACGUGGAGCAACGGCCGUGGUUGUAAUAAUUGGACGUUGAGGUGGUUGAACCAGAUAGCUUGCGUCAGGAGCAGCGGAGUGGCCCUUUUACAACUUGCGUGUGACGACAAAUUGUUCAGGAUCUAAAUGCCAAUGUCGAGGUGUGCUCGCCACGAGAGCGCUUCAGGAGAGAGUUCGCGUCGUUGUGCGAUUCCUCCUGCAUUGAAGGAGCACAGGCUACAGUGGGGUUACGACAUGGCCCCUGGUUUGGGUUGCGUGGCCUACAAUCGCACAACUGUGUCUUGUGCCUUUAGUUUCUCAUUCAUGACGCAGAUGUGUGACGAUCGGCCUGCUCGUGUUCUGGAUGAUGCUGCUGAUGGUGCCACCAACAGUGUCUUCGAGGAGGAUGUCGGAGUGAGGAGGUGCGAUGGUUGAGUCCCCAGGGAGGUGUUUAUUCUGGACGACCGCUUUGUUUGUUCGCCAGCGUUCUUCUGGAUCUCCGAUGAGAUUCUCGGAUAGUUCAAGUUCAUGUAUUAGGUAUAGCCCUGUGAGCCAUUCGGCUCUUGAAUCGGGUGCAACCGCAACAAACAAAAAAACAAAAACAUGAACAAAAAACAUCUUAAAGUGAAUAUGUGACUAAGUUCAAACAGAAAUACAAGAAAAGACAGCAAAAUAUUGCAGAAAAAAUCACCGUACACCAACGCUGUGUGCAAAAAUCCCAGUGGGAUGCAAGGCAAACAACCAACAACAACCACAAGACAACUUAGAUUAAGGCCAUCAGUCUAACUCUGUACUACAACAAACAAACAUGGCUAAACCAAUAUACGUUUCGAAAUCACCAAAAUAAAGCCAUGAAAUCAAUGAAACAGUGAUCAUAGGAACUGUGACGGAAUUUUCACAAUAAAUGGCAUAAACAGCAUGUAUUACCAAAACCCUGCAGCCAUAGCUGGCUGCAUGAGUCACUCCACAACAGCAGGAGCAUCAAUCGGAGUAUUAUAAUUUUUCAAUGCACCUUUAAGAUCAUGGUGACUGCAGCGCAGUGCCCAGAAAGGGGAUCGGGCCUUGAGUCAGCGGUGACGAACAUUGUUGAUGUCUCGCUUUUCGUUUGCAAGAAAUCGUAUAAAUGUCUUGGCAGUUUGCAAGCGGAGCGUUGUAUCGCUGUGACGAUGACUCCUUCGUAUUUACGAAUCGGGCAUUGAGUCAUUACAUGUUCCAUGGUCUGUUCUGCGCGACCACAAGUCGCGCUCUGAUGGGAUAUUUUUUUUUCUUUUUCCACGUUUUGCAUCAUCAGGUAUCCGCAUCUGCUGCUGCUGCCAUAUUUUGUAGCGGUGUCGGGUUUCUGCCCAUACGCUUCGUGAAAGAUCAAAGGCAGAGACCCGCGUAAGUCGAGAUGUCUUCUCAAGAACCUGGACUCUCUCGAUUGGGUUACGGUUAAUUUGGGCCAAAUACGAGGAUCGCAUUUGAAUAACAAUCAAGCUCAUCUGUGGUUGUCAAGACUAAUGGUGAUCAUGAUUGUUACGUAAUGUAUAUCGUAUGUACGAAGAGACAUGGCAGAUUUAACCAGGACCUUCAAACCUCCCAUGAACUCUAUUAAACAUUAACAAGCGUGGGGAGCCGAAACCAAAAAAAUAACUACUUGUAAUUUUUGUUAUCGGCACAUACAAAAUGUAAUUUAUCUUCAAUUAAAUUAUAGGACACGCGGUGUACUGUACACGUAACCCGCAGCUGUGCGUGUGCCCAUGUUGAAUUCGCUAUGUUAAAUAAAGAAAUAAACAUUUUAUUGCUUUCUUGAGCACAACAUCA
Molecule: messenger RNA, 4123 nt
Organism: Lethenteron reissneri (Far Eastern brook lamprey)
Lineage: Eukaryota; Metazoa; Chordata; Hyperoartia; Petromyzontiformes; Petromyzontidae
Gene: SUGCT
Product: succinyl-CoA:glutarate-CoA transferase
Cellular component (GO): mitochondrion
Molecular function (GO): succinate-hydroxymethylglutarate CoA-transferase activity
Source: RefSeq, a predicted model, not a curated record